UUACGCUCCGUAGCGAUCGAAACGCAACUGUCACUGUCGCACCAAUAUGGAAGAGUGAUAGAGAGACAUAAUGCUUUUCGUUGUCGAAGCGAUAGCGAUUGUAACCUUGGCUAGGCCGGCAGCUUCGGACCUUGAGGACCAGUCUCUGGAUAUUAAGUAACAUUACUAAAAAUAUUUUGACACAAUUUUUUGUGUACAUCAAAUACAGCUAUGACCAUACGUUUGAUUUUUAUCGAAUUUUUAAGUAUUACAAAAAAUAGGAGCAUUUAAAAAUUUGUAUGAAAUCUGUUUAUCACUCCUAAUUUUUACAAUAAUCAAAAAAUGUAAAUAAAUCAAACAUCACACAUAGCUAUGGUUAAAAUACAUAAAAUUAUUUACCAUAAUGUCAAUAUUCAGAGAGGAAAAUGGGGGCCACGUUUUUAUGGCGAAGCGACCGUCCCCUUUCCCAUUAACAGUCUAUCUUACCUCGUCUCUACAACCAAACCUGCCCUAGCCAGUUACGCCAUUCAUGCUGCGUCUGCGCACAACAUUUUCGUUAAUUUCAACAGUGACGGCGAGAGUGACUGUUGUUUUAGUUUUUUUUUUGUGUUAGUGAAAAAGACAAAAUGAAGUUUUUACUGCUGAUGUUCCUUCUUCAUCAGUCUUCUGGAGUUAUUUAUCAUUUAAAUUUCACGGAGUACAGCAAAAUGCCAGAGCUGUAUCACAUGGACGACUACGACACGUGCGUCAUGGAGCCGGGGGGGACUUACUGCCUGUUCGACGCUGAUCUCUACUCGACAAACAACUCCGAACUCAUGCAAAUGAUCAAGGAAUACACAGCCUACGAAGUGAAGCAUUUCAACCACACGGUGGUGCAUCGAGCGCUGUGCGUCCAGAAGACUUGUAAAGACUUCAUGCAGAACAGGAGUCUAGAAAACGAGGAGGACCUAAAAGCUGUCCUUGAGGCGUGCGUGGAUGACGAGCUGUGGAAAGGAUACAAACUUAACGCCAGGUUAUCCGAAAUAACAUACUGCAAAAAACACGGCGAAAAGAGUUCCCUCAGCAUAGGAGACUACGUGGUCGGUGCUGUCUAUCUGAUAUUGAUCAUUUUGAACGCGGCUGGGACAUCAUACGACAUCCUAAAGGGCGAGAAAACAGGGAACCCGUACUUAAUGGCGUUUUCCUUGCGCAAAAACUGGCGUAAGCUGGUGGCGCCCAGCGGCGAGGGUCCCGAGCCUAGGCUCAACAGGCUCAAACUUUUCAACGGUCUGAGGGCGAUGACGAUGAUUUGCGUGUUCUUCUCCCACACGGCUCUGGUACUUGCAUACACCCAUCUCAAGAAUCCUUAUUACAUCGAAACGUCAUACGAUGAUCCUGCAAAAUACAUCUUGUUCAACGGUAACCUGGUGACGUACACGUUCUUCGUGAUGUCCGGAUUCCUACUGGCGUUUAACUUCGAGCUUCAUGCCGAGAAGCACCGAGUCAGUCUGUGGGAUUGGCCGAAGGGCAUGCUGAUGAGAUGGCUAAGAUUGACUCCAGUCUAUGCCCUGGUCAUGUUCACCGUGAUGACCCUGAUGAGGCACCUGGGUGAUGGGCCCCUGUGGCCCCACGUGGUGACCAGCGAGGCCGUCGCCUGCAACCAGUACUGGUGGGCGCACUUGCUGUACAUCAAUAAUUACAUCUUCGACGACACGCAUUGCUUCCCGCAGAGCUGGUACCUGGCAGCAGACACGCAACUCUUCGGUCUGGGCCUGCUCGUGUGCAUACUGUUCCGGAAGCCGCGUGCGCAGAUUAUAGCGCUGACCGUCAUGAUGAUAGUGGCGCUGGCCAUCCCCGCCGCGCAUCUGUACUUCCAGAACUUAGGGGCUGUGGUGCAUCUUUCGCCUGAAACCUACCGCACCCUCUUCCGAUUCAACGACACAUUCCGUAUCAUCUUCGUGGGCGGACACACGAACAUGUCCACGUACGCGCUGGGCAUCGCGGGUGGACUCCUCGCCUACCACUUGCUCAAGAAUGAAAAGAGCGUGUCUCAGAAGCUGCAGAAAUACCCCUGGAUCAUGUGGCUGACGUUCCCUAUCGGCGUUGGCACCAUCUUGUCCGGUGGUAUCUUCUACAUGGACGGCUACGAACCCUCGACCCUCCUGAAGAUCAUCUACGGCUCCAUCCACAAGCCCCUGUUCCAGUGUAUAAUCAUCUUUAUCAUCAUUGCCUGCAUCUUUAGGGUUGAAACCGUGUAUCGCGGCAUCCUGGAGUGGCGCGGCUUUACGUGGAUGGGUCGCGCGUCAUACGCCGGGUUCCUGCUACACUCGUUGUUCCAGCGCGGUCUGGUUGGCUCGCAGAGACUUCCUUCCUACAUGUCUGACUACAACAUAAUGGUGCUGUUAGCCGCCACGAUAUUCCUCGCGUUCUCCUGUGGCGCACUGCUUUGGGUGACAGUGGAAUCCCCCCUGGCCACGGUCACUAAGACCAUCAUGUCCCCGCCCAGAAAGAACAGGCCCAGACAAGAAGCUGAGACGGAAGAUGCUAAGGGAAAGGAUAUUACAACCAAAGUUUAGAUUUAAGUUAGUACCUUAGGCAGAAAA
This is a messenger RNA of Cydia fagiglandana, 2561 nucleotides long. RefSeq names its product nose resistant to fluoxetine protein 6-like. Bases 606 to 2534 code for a protein of 642 amino acids. The record is from RefSeq and is a predicted model, not a curated record. NCBI's taxonomy places the organism in Eukaryota, Metazoa, Arthropoda, Insecta, Lepidoptera, Tortricidae. The transcript has 13 exons. Gene Ontology annotation, molecular function: acyltransferase activity, transferring groups other than amino-acyl groups.